Molecule: messenger RNA, 1073 nt
Organism: Ceraceosorus guamensis
Lineage: Eukaryota; Fungi; Basidiomycota; Exobasidiomycetes; Ceraceosorales; Ceraceosoraceae
Exons: 3
Coding region: 215-829 (204 amino acids)
Source: RefSeq, a predicted model, not a curated record
UCUCAAAGUCGAGGAGCUCAUUUAGCUCUGGAUGGAUUCGACAGCAAUAGCUUCAAGCUCAAAGUGGGCAGAAACGCACCUCAUGUCUGGCUGCCUGUCACCUCGCUAACGAGAGCCUCGGUCCCUUCUUCACCACCGAAAGGUCAAACGGGUGCUCGAUAAGGAGAUCAGCGCCAAUGCGUCUGCUCAUGUCACGUCGCGAUGUCUAAGGCUCAUGCAUGCUCUGCUGCACAACGUUCAGCAGCAUCCUCAAGAAGCAGAGUAUCGCGCAUUCAAGUCUGCUCAGCCCAAGAUUCACAAAGAGGUGCUGUGCGUGACUGGGGCGAAGGAGUUGCUCCAUCUAGCUGGAUGGAAUACCCGCGUGCGGGACUUCAAAGAAGAAUGGGCCUUUGAUGAGAAAUUCAGGCCCGGCACAGCUGCGUGGUCAAGAUUGGAUUUGGUUGUGCAGUGCCUUGAUGAGCAUGCGAGAAAUUUGGAGGAGACGGCAGAAAGGAUCAAGAGCAUGCAAGAGCGAGAAGCACAAGCUGAGAAGUCUAGAAAGGCGCUGGCCAUGUCGCAAGCUGAAGAGGAUCGCGAGCGUGUACGACGGCGCGUUGAGAGAGAGCGCAUUGCAAGGGAAGCAAAGGCAAAGAGCGAGCUAGCACAGCGCGAAGCCGGGCCGACCCAGUCUCCGUCUGUAUCGACUGUGCAAAGGCAGAGUCCAGAAAGAGGGUCCGCACAGCCCGCUGAAGAAGAGGCAACAGAUGCAGAAGAUGAUUACAUGGAAGUUCCAGGGCACUUCUCAGAGCUCAGUGGUGGGCAACGUCUUGGCGGGAAAGACGGAGCCUGAACGAGCGCGUUACACCGGGCAUCAAGCCGCGACGUAGAAGCGCAUGAGGUGUAUUGCUCGAGAGUAGCAUGCAACCGCAAGGAUCAUUUCGCGAAUCCUAGCUGUGUCACAACAAAUGGACGGUCUAGCCCGUCUACUCCGAUGCUAGAUGCCGACCGGUGACGGGAAGAUGUGAUGCAGGAGCCUCUCUUGAAAUGAGUGCAUGGUCUGCCAAUCCAAUGGCCACAAAGCUGAGCUAAGGAGA